Molecule: messenger RNA, 1682 nt
Organism: Aphanomyces astaci
Lineage: Eukaryota; Oomycota; Saprolegniomycetes; Saprolegniales; Verrucalvaceae
Exons: 3
Coding region: 8-1657 (549 amino acids)
Molecular function (GO): protein binding
Source: RefSeq, a predicted model, not a curated record
UUUCAACAUGACGCGCAGCGCUCGUGGCGCCAAGGCGGUACCGACAUCGUCGGAGAAGUCAAAGCAAAAGGAAAAAGGAGGCGCGUCGACGAAACGGGCUGCGGCGCAUUCAGGCAAGUCGCGCCGAAAGGGGACCCUCCCAUUUCCCGAGGAAGUCCUUCUCUUGGUACUUCCAUACUUGACCUGGCGGGAUACCUACCGUGUGUGUGGCGUGUCGCGAACGUGGCAAGCCGCGCAUGAAGCAUCGCUCAAGCAUGCGUCGUUGGUGUGGACAUCGUACGUUUUCCAGGGCGAUUCGUGGGAUGAAAUGCUCGACAAGCUGCAGCCGCAAGAGCCCGUGUUCGCCACGCCCUUGGUGCCGCAGAUGGCGUGGGUGGUAGUGUCUGGGCAACCGCACACGUUUCGGCGCAUGUCCGGGUGGAAGAAGCUGCUUGACGUGAUCACGGGCCGGCAUCUGCUUCCCGCAACCUGCCAACUCGUGUGCGCGUACAGCGACGCCGGGAUGAUCGGGCACUUGUCGGGCGAAGGCAUUCCUCCGGUUGAACUUCAAGAGGACAUGAUUGGAGAUGGAAUGGCAAUUGGAAUCACCGUGGGGCAUCUCCCACAUACGUCGGUGACCCUCACGAUUCCUGAGAAGGACGAGAUCAAGGCCGCUGUGCGGGACAUCCAAGCGGCUACGGCACCGAGUGCAUGCGCGGGCGUAGGUCUGCCGCACGACACAUCAUCUGCCAUCUUGCUCAGCACAAACUUCCACCAAAGCGUCAACCUCGUCCGCAGUCUCCAUUACCUGCACCCGUCCCUCGGCAGCAGCGUCGUCGGCGGCCUCGUGUCCUUCACCGACCGCUGCGUCCCGCUGGUGUACCGGCACAGCUCGUUCGACACGAGCACACGCUCGUGGCAGAGCCAUCUCGAGCCAGCCACCAACUUGAUCGUAGGGUUCUCUGGACGUGUGCGCGCCACUCCGUUCGUCUCGCUCGGGUUUACCGUCUGCUCCCCGAUCCUGCAGUGCGCGGGGAGUGUCGAAGACGAGAGCUUUGAACUGCUGCGCAUGUAUGACGCCGUCCACGUCGUUGGCCCAACAUCGACAACCUCUACCCAAGUAGUCAUCGAUCCGCUGGAAGUUUUGCGAGACCUGCCGUCGCCCCAUGUGCUGCUGCAUUUGUAUAUGGCCGAGUCCGCGGCCGCGUUGGAAACGUUCUUGGCGGCCCCUACCACCAUGCUCAGCGGCGGGGUCACGCGCAUCGAGGUGAUGUGCGACGUCGACAAGGGCAUCCUGCUCUCCCACUCGACUGGCGACCCGUCCGACCACUGGCCCGUGGGCAGCUACGGCGUCUUUUGCGCGCAGACGGUGGCGGCGGCGCGGCAGGACUUCCUCGCGUCCCUCCAUCACGCCCAAGCGACGGUCGCCGCGGCGGACGGCGUUGCCGUGGGGGCGCUCACGUUUCCAUGUGUGGCGCGAGGGUUUCCCUUUUACGAGCACCCGAACGUCGAAGCCGACAUGUUUGACACUGUCUUUCCCAACAUGCCCCUGACAGGGGUGUUUGUGGGCGGAGAAAUCGGACCCGUGGCCAUCCCUGGGGGACACUGCCUCGCGUCGGCGCCCGAGGUGCAGCAGCUGACGACCUGCGGAGCAUUGUUUUACACUACACCCCUCUAAUUCCAUGUGCUAUUUGUAUGACCCA